CAGAACUUUAGCCGCGCCGUCACCAAUCAUUAAGUUUCCUGGAGACAGCACUCCCAAAACAGACAAAGAGCUAGCAGUGCAAUACCUGAAUAAAUACUAUGGCUGCCCAAAAGACAGUUGCAAUUUAUUUGUCCUGAAAGAUACCCUGAAGAAAAUGCAGAAAUUUUUUGGGCUGCCUGAAACAGGAGAUCUGGAUCAAAAUACUAUUGAGACAAUGAAGAAACCCCGCUGUGGUAACCCUGAUGUAGCCAAUUACAACUUCUUUGCAAGAAAGCCAAAAUGGGAAAAGAAUCAUAUAACAUACAGGAUUAUAGGCUACACCCCAGAUUUGGACCCUGAGACAGUAGAUGAUGCCUUUGCUCGAGCCUUUCAAGUCUGGAGUGAUGUCACACCGCUGAGAUUUAACCGGAUACACGAUGGAGAAGCAGACAUUAUGAUUAAUUUUGGUCGAUGGGAGCAUGGUGAUGGCUAUCCCUUUGAUGGCAAAGAUGGGCUCCUGGCUCAUGCCUUUGCACCAGGACCAGGAAUUGGAGGAGACUCCCAUUUUGAUGAUGAUGAGCUGUGGACUCUUGGGGAGGGACAAGUGGUCAGAGUGAAGUAUGGAAAUGCAGAUGGUGAAUAUUGCAAAUUUCCCUUCUGGUUCAAUGGCAAGGAGUACAACAGCUGCACCGAUGCAGGACGCAGUGAUGGAUUCCUCUGGUGCUCCACAACCCAAGACUUCGAUGCAGAUGGGAAAUAUGGAUUUUGUCCCCAUGAGUCACUUUUUACAAUGGGUGGCAAUGGUGAUGGGCAGCCAUGCAAGUUUCCCUUCAAAUUCCAAGGCCAGUCCUACGAGCAGUGCACGACAGAAGGCAGGACAGACGGGUACCGAUGGUGCGGGACCACUGAAGACUACGACAGAGAUAAGAAAUACGGAUUCUGCCCAGAGACUGCCAUGUCAACAGUUGGUGGGAACUCCGAGGGCGCUCCCUGUGUGUUCCCCUUCAUCUUCCUGGGGAACAAGUACGAGUCGUGCACGAGCGCGGGGCGCAGCGACGGCAAGCUCUGGUGCGCCUCCACCAGCAGCUACGACGACGACCGCAAGUGGGGCUUCUGUCCCGACCAAGGGUACAGUCUCUUCUUGGUUGCUGCCCAUGAGUUUGGCCAUGCCAUGGGAUUAGAGCACUCCGAGGACCCGGGAGCUCUCAUGGCCCCCAUCUACACCUACACCAAGAACUUCCGGCUCUCUCAGGAUGACAUUAAAGGGAUCCAGGAGCUGUAUGAGGUGUCACCUGAUGUGGGGCCAGGACCAGGCCCAGGCCCAGGCCCACAGCCAACCCUUGGACCUGUCACUCCAGAGCUCUGCAAGCAUGAAAUUGUGUUUGAUGGAGUAGCACAAAUUAGAGGAGAAACGUUUUUCUUCAAAGACAGAUUCAUGUGGAGGACUAUAAACCCCCGAGGAAAACCCACAGGUCCUCUUCUUGUUGCUACAUUCUGGCCUGAUCUGCCAGAGAAAAUUGAUGCUGUCUAUGAGGCCCCUCAGGACGAGAAGGCUGUGUUUUUCUCAGGAAACGAGUACUGGGUUUAUUCAGCCAGCAACUUGGACAGGGGCUAUCCAAAGAAGCUCAGCAGCCUGGGGCUGCCCCCUGAUGUGCAGCGUGUGGAUGCAGCCUUUAACUGGGGCAGGAACAAGAGGACAUACAUUUUUGCUGGAGACAGAUACUGGAAGUACAAUGAAGAAAAGAAGAAAAUGGAGCUUGCAUCCCCUAAAUUCAUUGCUGACUCUUGGAAUGGUGUUCCAGAUAACCUCGAUGCUGUCCUGGGCCUUGGGGACAGUGGAUAUACCUACUUUUUCAAAGAUCAAUACUAUCUACAAAUGGAAGACAAGAGUUUGAAGAUUGUUAAAAUUGGCAAGAUAAGCUCUGACUGGUUGGGUUGCUGAACCAUAUGAGAUAUCAAUAACCAAAUAUUUACUUUUUUGUUAUAUGCCUUAUCUGUAAUUAGAAAUAGAUCUGAAU
Agelaius phoeniceus (red-winged blackbird) is the source of this 1997-nucleotide messenger RNA. It is a transcript of the gene MMP2, whose product is annotated as matrix metallopeptidase 2. The record is from RefSeq and is a predicted model, not a curated record. Gene Ontology annotation, biological process: proteolysis; response to hypoxia; tissue remodeling. Gene Ontology annotation, molecular function: metalloendopeptidase activity; zinc ion binding. Gene Ontology annotation, cellular component: extracellular matrix. NCBI's taxonomy places the organism in Eukaryota, Metazoa, Chordata, Aves, Passeriformes, Icteridae.